Molecule: messenger RNA, 745 nt
Organism: Jatropha curcas
Lineage: Eukaryota; Viridiplantae; Streptophyta; Magnoliopsida; Malpighiales; Euphorbiaceae
Source: RefSeq, a predicted model, not a curated record
UGCUUGUUGGAGUUUGCUUGGUUUUAAUAUUCCCAGUGUGACUGCAACUUUUAUUGAUUUAUUCAUGCAGUGUUGGGAUGGCCUUGGACAAUAAAAAGCCGAACUAUUGGCUUUUCUGGCUUGGCAUUUAUGGAAGGCAAGAAAUACUUUUUGCUGGUCGGCAAAAUUGGUGCAACCAACCCAGAUUGCCUGUAUGGUUUCUACCCAUUGUAUGGAAUGGCAUUCUUUUGAUAAUUUAAAUGUAGCUAUAGGACAAAGACUUUUCCAUGGAAAUGGGCCAAGUGUGAGGCCAUGUGUCAACUUGAAUAAUAAUGUUAGUUGGCAUGCAUUUUGUGAUGCUUCACUAUUUCAAAGCGAAGAUGUAACAUGUGCUGCGGUGGUGUUUGAGGAUAGUGAAGGCAGGUUCUUACAAGUUGUGUCUACUCAUUCUGCAGGAUGCAAACAGCCUGCUACAGCUGAAGCUUUGGCUCUUCAUUCUGCUCUACUUUUUAUUGGUAAUCAUUAUCAGUCUAGUGGUUAUAUUUUUAUUGAUUGCCAGGUUUUAUUUUGUGCUUUGAAUUCUAAAACUUUAGAUCUUUCGGAAUUUGGGGUUAUUGUGAAAGAUUAUAAGCAACUCGUAGUUGAUAGGCCGGAUAUUUAGAUUAGAUGGAUUCGGCGUACUAUGAAUGGUGCUGCUCAUUCCCUUGCUAGAGCAUCCAUUCGCUUUUUACCACUUUGUAUUUGGGAGAGUGUCCAUGAUGUUCUC